AUGGCUUCUGAGAAGGAAGUUAGCAAUGGAGUGGAGUGGAGGAUAAAGAUUGCUGAUGGCUCAUCAGAGAGAUUGGUUCCCGAGGCAAAUCCUGCUAGCAGACUCUUGCUUGGUCUAAAAAGUUUUGUUGUAGGGUUGGCUUUAAAAGUGUGGAAGUUUUUGCAGAAAGCUUGGGAUUUAGGUGUAGAUGACCCCAGAAAAGUGAUCCAUUGUCUAAAGGUAGGGACGGCACUCGCUGUUGUCUCACUCUUUUACUAUACGAGGCCUCUGUACGAAGGAGUUGGAAAGAAUGCUGCUAUGUGGGCAAUCAUGACAGUUGUGGUUGUAUUUGAAAACUCUGUGGGUGCAACACUGUAUAAAAGUUUGAACAGAGUGUGUGGAACAUUUCUUGCUGGUUUUUUUGCACUUGGUGUUCAUUCUGUGGCCAGUCAAUCAGGACAGAGAUUUGAACCCAUAAUAGUUGGAGCCUCAGUUUUCCUAUUGGCUUCUGCAGCAACCUUCUCAAGAUUCAUUCCUUCGGUGAAAGCUCGGUUUGAUUAUGGUGCUAUGAUAUUCAUCCUUACCUUCAGUUUGGUUUCAGUAUCAGGAUAUCGUGAGGAUAAAUUGUUUGAACUGGCACAUCACAGAAUAUCCACUAUUAUCAUUGGCACUUCAUUGUGCAUUAUUAUAAGCAUGCUCAUUUGUCCCAUUUGGGCUGGUCAAGAGCUCUAUACUCUUACCACUCGUAACAUGGACAAGCUUGCUACUUCCCUAGAUGGUUGUGUAGAAGAGUACUUUAAAGAUAGUGGCAGUGUUGUUGAAAGUAAUAAAGAAUGUCAUAAGAAAUUGCAGGGUUACAAAUGUGUAUUAAUUUCGAAGGCAGCAGAAGAAUCUAUGGCCAAUUUCGCUAGAUGGGAGCCAGGUCAUGGCCCCUUCAACUUUAGGCACCCAUGGCAACAAUAUCUCAAAAUUGGGUCAUCAAUGCGUAGCUGUGCUUAUUGCUUAGAGGCUCUCAAUGGUUGCAUUAAUUCAGAAAAUCAGGCCCCUGAAUAUAUCAAGAAACAUCUCAACAACAGUUCUUUGAAAGUAAGCUCCAACUCUUCGAGUGUCAUAAGAGAGCUAGAAAUUACCAUCAAGACAAUGAAAAAAUCAUCUAACAUCCAUUCCUUGGUUGGGGAAAUGAAUUCUGCGGUACAAGAACUCCAAAAUGACUUAAAGUCACUUCCUAAGUUAUUCAACCCUCCAUCAAUCCCAGAAGCUGAUACUCCUGAAAAUAAAAAGAUUGAGCCAAUCUCCAGAACAAUGGUGAAAAUGCCUCUAAUGGAAAUUGUUCCACUCUUAACUUUAGCUUCCUUAUUGAUUGAAAUUGCCACAAGGAUUAGUGGCAUUGUAGAUGCUGUUGAAGAACUGGAAAAUUUGGCUAAAUUCAAGCGUGCAAGCAAUGAUAAGUGCUAA
This is a messenger RNA of Quercus lobata, 1434 nucleotides long. RefSeq names its product aluminum-activated malate transporter 10-like. Gene Ontology annotation, biological process: malate transport. Lineage: Eukaryota; Viridiplantae; Streptophyta; Magnoliopsida; Fagales; Fagaceae. The transcript has 6 exons. The record is from RefSeq and is a predicted model, not a curated record. Bases 1 to 1434 code for a protein of 477 amino acids.